UGCCACAGCAGACCCGUUUAGACACAAGUCGUCUCGAGACUCUAGGCGGCCGCCAUGUUGGAGUUUGGAUGUUCCCUCGAAAAUCGAUUUUGAAGUGUCUUCUUUCGUUGCCGCGCGUCACAGACUGUGAAGUUUAGCAAGUUUUGACAAUUCAAGUCGCGCGUUGCCGUCGUCGCCGCAGCGCGCCCAACGGGGACACGCCGUUUGACGUCCGCCAGCGUAGCGUUGGCUGCAGGUCGCAGGAUAAAUUUUGCAAGCCCGCCGUUGCAGGCGCGGAGCAGCGAGCAUUUUGCUGGCGGUUCGCACCGUCGAUCCCGCUCGGUUGGUGGCGCGGAGGGUCGGUCGGUCGGUUGCGGGGUGCGGUAUCGUUGCAACCGAAGACGACACAUCGAGCAGCAGGCGGGAUAUUCACGGCGCUUGCACCGUUGAAGCGAACACCGACGGGUUAGUUGAACGUUCGCGUAAUCUGCCGCACGAAAUGGCGCCGACGAUCGGUAGCUGUUAGUAGUUGCACCUGAUAGUGCGUUUUAGCAGCUCUCGUUCCCGUGUUGCUGUUGGAAACGGUCAGCUAAGGGAACGGAACCCGAGAAGGAGAUAUAUCGGUGAAUCUGCCGCAGUUUCGUUGGUACACCAGGCACAGCAGCGCGUCUGUCGCCAUCGUUUCAGCGUGUUUCAUCGAUGCCGCUAGCAGCUACCAUACGCAUUCCAUCAUACGGUUACGGAUUGCAAACAUCUGCAAGAAGGCGAAGGCGACGAAGGGGAGCUGUUGGUGGAAUCGAACCCACCACAAUAACUGGCAACUAGCUGCUGCAUGCACUGAAGGAAGUGCAAAAGCAUCUCUCGGCCAACGGUGGUGCAAAGGUUCAUUAAACGCCAGCGUCAACAAUAAAUAACAUCAAAGCGUGUGUGUGUGUAGAGUGGAACACCGGAAGUUGAUCGCGAGCAGAAAGAGUGCAGCAUAAAGAACGGCUAAAAUCCAGUUACUUCCACGCUUAGACGCGUGAUAGAUCGGACAGUAGUGCGCGGGGAACGAACAACGAUAGCAAAGAGAAAGGAACGCAGCAGUGAGCGACCAAGAUGCAGAAGAAAAUAAUACAACAACCGGUACCGGUAGUGCGGAAGGUUUUCACGACCUCCACCGGCGCUCAUCACCAGACACAGCAAAUUCAGCACCACCACCAAUCCAACAUGCAGCUCAACGCGGUAAAAAAGAUCAACAGUCUGCUGCAGAGCGGUUCGGUUAGCGUGACCGGCAUUUCAUCGGGCCAGCAGCGUGUGCUGCAGCGCAAGCCCAUCACCACCUCCACCCCAUCGGGCGUAUUGAUCUCGAGCAGCAGUAAUAGCAACAGUUUCGCUGCAAGGCAGUCGCAGUCGAAGUGUUACAUUUGCGGCGAAAAUGCCGGUAUAAAUGCGACCAUUCUUUCGGAAGCGUCCACCACAACCACGCAAACCGAGUACGUGGUGAAGCUGGCGAAAGUGAUCGGCCCCGAGUAUUCGGUCGUACUGACCGUGGAGGAUGUCAUCUGUCGCCGUUGCAUUGUCUUGCUGAAUCAGGUGGAUAAGCUUGAGUCGGAGCUGGAGACACUGCGCGGCACAUUGCUUAGUUUUAUUCACAAAAAGAACAACAUCCCGGACGAUGGACUGGACACGUCGGGUCUGGUUGGAUCUCCGCCACCGAAGAUGCCGAAGCUGACACCGAUCAGUUCUGCUGGCAGUGGCGGUACGGUGGUUACGCCGGCCGGGAACGUAACGUACAGCAUAAAAACGAUAGCAGGACAGCAGCAGCAACAGUUGGUGGACGCCAACACGUCCGGAGCCAGUGCCGAUCUGAACACCAGCGCUACGUCCGACGUUGAGGCUCAGCUGACGAGCAUGUUCGAAAAGAAUACAUCUUCGCCAGGGACGUCGGUGAAGCAACACAUCGUGGUAACGACCAACAAUGGCGGUACGGCAACGAUGGCGGACAGCGCCGCGUCUGGUGGGAUGGGCGUAAACCGGAAGGGCACAAAGCUGUACAAGUGCAUUCCGUGUGGCUUCAAAACGGCCGAUCUAGCCCAAUUCCAACCGCAUUACGCGACCUGCCAGCCACGAAACAAUGCUGCAGCGGCACAAAACGCCGGUAGCGUAAACGCCGCCCCCGGUGCCACUACCACCACGACCACCACCACCACCACUACUGGGUACCGGUGCAAGUUCUGUAAGUUGCUGUUUGCCAACAUCGCCUUGCUGAAGCAGCACAACCUGCAGGAACAUCACGUGCAGACGCAUCCGCAGCAGCAGAAAGCGAUCGUCACCACCACGACCUCGGCCGCAGGCCAGCAGGAGCACCAGCAACAGGGAACGACCGCUACAACCACCACCCUGUACUCCUGUACGGUGUGUAACGCCUUCAAGACGGCUGACAAACAGUCGUACGACGACCAUCUGCGGAAGCAUAUCAAGCUAAAGCCGUUCAAGUGCCGAGUCUGCCUGAUGCGCUUCGAGUCCCGCGAACAGGCAUCGAUCCACGCCAAACAGCACCAGCCGGACUAUUUCAAGUGUGGCAUUUGCAAUGUAACGUUCAGCAAGCGCGAGCAGCUGAUGAGCCAUCUAGAGGUGCAUGAAUCGGCAAAGAAGAACGCGAAACAAUCGGUUCAACAGCAGCAGGAACAGCAGCAGCAGCAGCAGCAGCAACAGCAACAGCAACAGCAGCAACAGCAGCAAAAACAGCAGACGUCGGCUGCAGCGGACUCCUCCACCCAAAAGCUGUUACAGGAGUCGAUCGAUGAGGCAUUAAGGGAAACGAUCGCUGAUUCGAUUGGCGAUUCAAAGGUAAUCCAGUUCCACACCUGCAACUCAUGUUCGCUCACCUUCCUGAGCGAAAAGCUGUACACGCAGCACAUUAAAACGCACGCACACGGUACGGCCACAGCACCGACCGUCGUAACGACGGGCCUGGCGUUACAGCAACACCAGCAGUCGCACCAGGGCCAGUCACAGCAGCUCAUGCUGUCGAAUAGCACGACCAGGAAAUCGAUGACCGGACUGAACGCCAGUGGAGCAGUAACUAGCGCGAACGAUGGUGGUGGUGGUGGUGGUGGUAGUGCAAAGAUUCUUACCACGACGACCAGCACUGGAGGUGGAGGUAACGCCAGCUCCAACACCAUCUCGGACGGCGAUCUCGAGAGCAUCUUCGAACGCAUGCAUUCCGAUUCGAAGGGAACUGAUUCGAACACGGGCGGUGCGGGUGGGGAUAACGGUGGAACGGGCAGCAGUAGCAGCAGCAGCAUGGUCAUAACAAAUCAGGACGGCACGACGGGCAACAUAACGUUCAACAUAACGCUACCCCAGCAAGAGGAUGGAACGUUCGUGCAGCAGCAGCAACAGGAUCACCAACAGUCGGUCGGUAUCGAUAUGCCUACGCUCGACCAAGGCGACGAUCAGCAGCAACCGCAGCAGCAGAAAGAGCAGCAGCAGCAACUGCAAACCAUCCCCGUGAGCAUGCCGAGCCUGGACGAUGACGGUGAACAGUCGCAGAACAGUCAAAACUCCAACACGGAAAACGUGCCGAUGGAGCUGGAAGACAUGCAGGCCGGCGAAGGCCAGCAGAUCAAUCUGAUCCUGAACGAUGGGCAGGUGUUGCAGCUCGACAAUCACAUCCUGACCACGGACGCGGAAGGCAACCAAAUACUGGUGCAGGGCACCGACACGGAACAGAUCCAGCAGCUGCUGCAGAGCGUCGGCGUGGUGAUGCAGGGCGGCGAGGGACUCGGCGAAGGCGAAACGCUGCAAAUGAUUAGCGGCGACGGUAGCGGCAAUCAGAUGAUUCUGGUGCAGGGCGCGGACGGUCAGGAGCAGCUGAUCGACGCGUCGCUACUGAACGCGGACGGCAACAUCGUCAUCCAGCAGUCGCAGGAAGGCGAGCUGAACGCGGAAGGCACACACAUUACGACCGAGGACGGGCUGCAAAUACCCGUGUCGGUUGCGUUCACCACGUCCGGCGAGGCUGGGCACGACGACGGUCAGCUGACGGUAUCGGUGGCGGACGGUAGCGAGCAGCAGUUGCAACUGCAUCUGCAGCAGCAGGCGGCCCAAGCGGAAGGCGAUGAGCAUCAGCAGCAUCACGAUGAAUCGGACGAGCAACACCAUCACCAUCAGCAGCAGCAGCAGCAGCAGCACCAGCAGCAAGGAGCUAUACUGACCGAAAGUGGCCAGAUUAUCAUACAAUCGUCGAAGGAACACGACGAAGAGGGCGCGAAAGUUGGGGAGGAAAAUGGAUCGGCCAACGAUUCUAUGGCCAGCGAUGGCGGCGCAGCGGACGAUCACACAAACGGCGGUGGGGCCGACACGACACUGUCGUCCGGUGGCUCGAAUGGAACGAUUACAACCACCACGACGGCAGCUACCGCCGGUACGAAUACGAACGCCGUCUCAUCGUCCGGCGGUGGUGCCGGCGAUGAGCAGCUGUUCAAUUUUGACGAGCUGAUCCAGCCGCAAAUCGUUGUUAAGCAGCAAGUUAAAUAAUAGGAGGGUUCUCCCUAAUUACGUGUGUGAGUAUGGGUUCUGCAAACAGCAGCGCGCGCACCACCCAAUCCAAUCCAAUCCUCGCCUCUUUUGCGAGGCACGGGAAACCGACUCCACACAGGCGAGCCACAUUUUUGGCGACUUUAGGAUCAUCUAAGCAGAGAUAGCAGCAGCAGAUCGAGGCAAGAAGGAGCACCUAAUUGGGAAAGAGAGAGAGAAAGAGUGUGUGUGUGUGUGUGGCAGGCGGUGUAUAUGCUUUAAUGUAGGGACUUAUGUUUUGUUUUCGAUUUUAAGCGAUCCUUAGGAUUAAUCAUUCAUUGGUUUAGUUUAGCGAGGAGUCAUUUAGCCUGUGUCCUAGAACGUCUCGCCGAUUGUAAAUACUUGCGCACUGUCCCACGUCCCUCCCUUUUCUUACUUACAUACUACAAAUUUGAAAACUAUCUGAGCCGCCUAAAACCGAAUGAUAAGGUUUUGCCUACAAAACACGAGACAGGCGCAGAGUGUAGGGUUAUUAGGGUGAUGCCCCCGACUUCGACGAUAGACGACACCGACCGGUAAUCAUGAAGGUAGGAUAAAGAACUACAGGAUUCUAUCUACCGGCCAUAGUGGUACACACAAACAAAUCUACCACACACACACAUACAUACAAACAAUACAAACUGGAACCAUCCUUCGCCUGGAACGAACAUUUGUUUGCCCAAGAACGCUCUGGUAAGAGAGAAGAAGGAUCACGAUUCUUCAUGGACAUUAGUUUUAUUACAAUAUGGAUGAAAAAAAAAAACGGCUACGCUUUUACAUAUCUCCCAAUUUCCUGUUCGUUUUUCUCUUCCCGUUUUCCCCUCACCCCAUCCUCACCGCUAGGACACUAACAUGGCUACUAUUAUUACACGAGUUUAAUUGUAAUAAACACAACAACAAAACAACCAAUUUCCCCCUUUUCUCUCCCUUUUUUAGACUUUUAAUUACAUACGAUACGUGCGAGAGUGUGUGUGCCUGUGUGUGUGUUGAAUGCGUGUAAAUGAAUGAAAUCGAAUUAUAUGAGUUAUUAAUAUUAAGUUGGUUAAAGAUUGUAGUAUCGAAAUCGUGUAAGGAAUCGGAGAUAGGAACACAGGAUCUGUAGCGUAAGACAUGUAGGCUCAACGCAACACAAACAAAUAGAAAAAAAGAAACCCCGGACUGUGGACAGGAGCAGCAGCAGGCAGAAAGGGUUGGCUGGCGGCCACACAAACGCUUGAGCAAAUAGGAGAGUUGUACGACUAUUUUUUUUCCCCCAUUUUAUUGUGAGUUAAAGGGCACACUUUUUUCACACACACACUAGAAAAACACCCAGGCAAAAGAUAGGCACAGGUUAAAGAAUGGUCACUUUUAUUUUCAUCGUCCCUUCCGGUAAAUCGUGUCAAUCGUGAAGUAAGGGCACGGCGAGUAUAGAUGAACACAUUUUAAUUACCCUGCAGGCUUUGCGAAAUAGUUUUAACAUCCAUUCUAAGCACUUAGCAAUCGUGUCUCCCUCCCCGAAUAAUAAAAGAAACAACAUAUGCACACACA
This is a messenger RNA of Anopheles stephensi (Asian malaria mosquito), 6048 nucleotides long. RefSeq names its product zinc finger protein 628. The record is from RefSeq and is a predicted model, not a curated record. Bases 1078 to 4503 code for a protein of 1141 amino acids. Gene Ontology annotation, molecular function: DNA-binding transcription factor activity, RNA polymerase II-specific; RNA polymerase II transcription regulatory region sequence-specific DNA binding. The transcript is spliced from 5 exons. Gene Ontology annotation, biological process: regulation of transcription by RNA polymerase II. NCBI's taxonomy places the organism in Eukaryota, Metazoa, Arthropoda, Insecta, Diptera, Culicidae. Gene Ontology annotation, cellular component: nucleus.